AUGAUCAGGAGCUACUUUGACCUCUCCGACAUUCUGGCCAACGAGGAGUCGGUCCCCGUCACCUUCCUGGUGCCGUCGUUCAGCCUGGGAAGGGACGUCCACGCACGCAGCGCCGAGGGGGAGGCGCUUGCGGAGGUGCGGGCGGGGAGCGUCGCCAGCGUUCCCUUGUGGGCCGCCGUGGCGCUCCGCCGCGAGGGGUACCUGCUGCCGCAGCUUCCGCCGCGGUACACGACGUCUGUGUUUCGCGAGUUCAAGACGGACCCGCUCGCGGUGAGCCUUUACGCGAAGUCGCCGUACUACUACGAGGCCGGCCUCCUGCUCUGCGCCAUGCUCCCAGUAAACGAGGGAAACCGGCUUGCGGCGCAGCUCUUUCGCUUGUAUCAGCUGCGCUACCUCAAAGUCAUUCACGCCGCUGCGAAGAAGGGGUUUGACCUGAGUGACGCGCGGGAGCGGCUGUGCGAGAGUGAGCGGGACCUGCUAGACACCCUCCUGCGUGGCCUGGAGGAGGAGCGCCAGUGGCACCGCAGCGUGUUUUAG
Molecule: messenger RNA, 537 nt
Organism: Trypanosoma conorhini
Lineage: Eukaryota; Euglenozoa; Kinetoplastea; Trypanosomatida; Trypanosomatidae
Product: GINS complex subunit 3
Exons: 1
Coding region: 1-537 (178 amino acids)
Biological process (GO): mitotic DNA replication initiation
Cellular component (GO): GINS complex
Source: RefSeq, a predicted model, not a curated record